CUCUCUCUCUCUCUCUCUCUCUCUCUCUCUAAGUGGCCCUUUAACCCAACCAGUAAAUAAAACCUUACCCAACCAGUAAAUAAAACCUUACCAUGGUUUUCUCUCUCAAACGCCUCUGACCAACAAAUGUUUCCUUCACAUUCCCUCAUGAACCCCAGUGUAACAAGUCUUCAAAGAUCAAAGCUCCAUUGAACUUGAGUCGACCCAAUUCCUGAAAUUUCAGAACAAUGUCUCUAACAGGUGUGAUAAUGUCUGAGGAGGUUUGGCUCACCUGUCUCACCCAUGCAUUUUCUACAGAAACUGAGGAAAUCAUGGGCCUUUUGCUUGGAGACGUUAAGUAUUCAAGCAAUGGCGGUGGAACAGCACUUAUUUGGGGUGCUUCACCUCAGACUCGAUCUGACCGUUCCAAAGAUCGCGUUGAGACAAAUCCUGAGCAGCUUGCUGCUGCAUCAGCUGAAGCUGAGAGAAUGACGCUAGCUACCGGCACUACUACAAGGGUGAUAGGGUGGUACCAUUCGCAUCCCCACAUCACUGUUCUUCCGUCUCAUGUUGAUGUGCGAACUCAAGGAAUGUACCAGCUUCUAGAUGCUGGGUUUAUUGGUUUGAUAUUCUCUUGUUUCAGUGAAGAUGCACGUAAGGUUGGAAGGAUCCAGGUCAUUGCUUUCCAAUCGCUUGAUGGGAAGCAAAAGCACGUGGCAAGGCUCCCUCUUCAAUCAUCACCUGUUAAAAGUAGUUCAGUGAUAGAGGUUGCAUCAUCCCGAAGUUCAUCAGAGAAUAUUUCAUCAACAGCUGAUUCCUCACGAGCUGAAAUGGCUGAACAGGGUGUGGUUGAUUCAACAAUGACUUCUAGAGCUACUAAGGGUGUAGGAAGAACGGGUUCUUCCUCUGAACUGGAGAAUUUCUUUUCUAAAGAUGUGAACUACUUGGGGAGAAAGAACUCUUCAAACAACUUACUGGGCUCUGCAGAAGAUUUAGAUCCUAGUGAUAUGUCAGCAAGUAUGCAAGAGGCUAUGCAUCGGUCAAACUUGGAUAUGAGUGGUGCAGAGUAUGUCAGAAAGGAGGUUCCUCUCCAAGUAGUCCCAAGUAGCUCUUUGCUGAAGCUCGACUACCCCUUAAAAUCAUACAUGGACUUACAAAGGAUAUUAUUUGAGGAGGAGAGAGCAGCAUACCAUCAAGCCAUCUCACAGAGUAUGCGCAAUGAUAAAAUUCAUCCUCUCGCUUUCAUCCAUCAUACAUCAACGUACCAGGCAUCAAUAUGCAAAUUAAUGGAAUACUGUUUGUGUCCUGCUAUAAGCUCACUCCAGGACCGUCUCAAGGAUAAUGAGAUGAGGUUAUCCUUGUUGAAGGAGGAAGCUGCCACUUUGGAGGAGGCCUUUAAUAGAGAAAGCGGCCCAAAUUUAACUUCUCCAAGGCAGUUGUCAAGCCCUAGUUCCCGGGGAGGUCGCCAAAGGGAUUUCAGUGCAUCAUUAGAUUUAGGUAGCACAAAGAGUAUCUCAGGUGGUGUGGGGGGUCGAAGUAGGAAAGCAUCAUAGCAUUGUACAUUUAUCCAAGUGCUUAAAUCUGUUGCCUGCUUUUUGUGGUUUUAUGAGACCUGCACAUAAAUUUAGACAUUGUAUUUUGACAAUAUCAAAGAAUGUGGAAAUGCGAUCCAUGCGUGUAUUUCGGUAAUGAGUAUUGUUUUUUUUUUGAGCAAA
Messenger RNA from Amborella trichopoda, 1694 nucleotides. The record is from RefSeq and is a predicted model, not a curated record. NCBI's taxonomy places the organism in Eukaryota, Viridiplantae, Streptophyta, Magnoliopsida, Amborellales, Amborellaceae.